AGAAAUCUCAGAACCUCCACACUCAAAUCCUGGGUUUUUCUCUUACUUUGCAUGGAAGAGAGGUGGAUUGCCAAAGCCUGAGCUAGAAAGAAGAAAGAAAAGUCGCUUUUUGAAUCCAAGAUGGAAGCACAUAGCUCUAAGGAUGCACAAGUCAUUCAAAUAAGUGAAGAUCAUGAUGAAACAAGGAAUCCAGGAGGGAGUAAGAUCUGUAGUGAAGCGCCAUGUGGUUUUGCAGAUGCAGGAUCCAUCUCUAAAGAUUCUGAGGAACGAUCAACUUCCAUGCGAAAGCUUUUGAUAGCAGUGGGCCUUUGUUUUGUUUUCAUGACUGUUGAAGUAAUUGGAGGGAUCAAAGCCAACAGUCUUGCAAUAUUAACUGAUGCGGCACAUUUGCUUUCAGAUGUUGCAGCCUUUGCCAUCUCCUUAUUUUCGUUAUGGGCUGCUGGAUGGGAAGCUACCCCCCGCCAAUCGUAUGGAUUUUUUAGAAUAGAGAUUCUUGGAGCUUUGGUUUCCAUCCAAAUGAUAUGGUUGCUUGCUGGAAUUCUGGUAUACGAAGCAAUCGACAGAAUGGUAGCUGGUCCUCGUGAGGUGGAUGGCUUUCUAAUGUUUUUAGUUUCUGCAUUUGGUCUAGUGGUCAACAUCAUCAUGGCUGUGCUAUUGGGCCACGAUCAUGGACAUGGACAUGGGCAUGGGCAUGGGCAUGGCCACGGCCACGAACACGGACACGGGCAUGAACACGGGCAAGAGCAUGGCCAUGAUGAUCAUGGCCAUGGCCAUGGAUUCACCUUGUCUACACAUGAUCAUCAUCCUCAUCAUCAUCAUCAUACAAGUGACGUGCACCAUCUUGCUCAUGAUGAUCACACACACCAUGGUGAUGAAAACUCUCCAAAAGAGGGACAUCAUGGGCAUAAUCAUGCUCACCAGGAUGUUACUAAACCACUUCUUGGUGAACCUGAACCAGAGAAGAAGAAGCGAUUUAACAUAAAUGUACAGGGUGCUUAUCUCCAUGUCCUCGGGGACUCUAUCCAAAGUGUUGGUGUAAUGAUCGGUGGAGCAAUCAUAUGGUAUAAGCCUGAGUGGCAGAUAGUUGAUUUGAUCUGUACUCUAAUCUUUUCGGUAAUUGUUCUGGGGACGACUAUCAAUAUGCUUCGAAACAUAUUGGAGGUACUGAUGGAGAGCACACCGCGAGAGAUCGAUGCUACUAAGCUGGAAAGUGGGCUGCUGGAGAUGGAAGAAGUAGUGGCUGUUCAUGAGCUGCAUAUAUGGGCCAUAACCGUCGGUAAAAUCUUGCUAGCUUGCCAUGUUAAAAUCAGACCCGACGCCGAUGCAGACAUGGUCCUAGACAAGGUUAUUGACUACAUCAAAAGGGUCCAUAACAUCAGCCAUGUUACAAUACAGAUAGAGCGUUAGUUCUUUUUUCCGUCAGGUGUUGAGAUUAUGAGGGAAGGAUUUAGUUUAGACUUGGGGCAUUAUCAUGUUUCUAGAACUCAAAUUUCUCUAUGACAAUAAUGCUAGCAGAUUUUCUUUAGCAGUAGCAGUUUUUAAGAUUGUUGAUAUUGAGAAUUAGAUAUUUUGCAUGCCAAAUUUUCAAGCUACUAGACAUUGUAAGCCAAAUUUUCGCCAUAUUCCAUAGUUCUUAGCAUUGUAUUGGAUAUUUUGAGUUGAAUUGU
Arachis ipaensis is the source of this 1667-nucleotide messenger RNA. Its product is annotated as metal tolerance protein A2. The record is from RefSeq and is a predicted model, not a curated record. Gene Ontology annotation, biological process: zinc ion transmembrane transport. Gene Ontology annotation, molecular function: zinc ion transmembrane transporter activity. Gene Ontology annotation, cellular component: plasma membrane. NCBI's taxonomy places the organism in Eukaryota, Viridiplantae, Streptophyta, Magnoliopsida, Fabales, Fabaceae.